Molecule: messenger RNA, 2002 nt
Organism: Oryza brachyantha (malo sina)
Lineage: Eukaryota; Viridiplantae; Streptophyta; Magnoliopsida; Poales; Poaceae
Product: pentatricopeptide repeat-containing protein At1g09900-like
Exons: 2
Coding region: 1-1734 (577 amino acids)
Molecular function (GO): protein binding
Source: RefSeq, a predicted model, not a curated record
AUGCCGUCGUCGCCAUCGCCUCCCACCCUCUGCACUCUCCUCCCCUCCUCCUCCUCCGGCCACCCCCACCCCCACUACAGCCCGCGCCAUACGACGCUGCAGCAGCAGGCGCUUACGCCACCGCCGCCGCCGCGCCGCCUCCAUGGGGCGGACCGCCGCCUCAGCGCGCUCGUCCACCGCGGGGACCUUGACGCGGCGCUCCGCCUCGUGGAGUCAUCCCUUCGCCCGCCCGACGUGACGCUGGCCAACAGGCUCGUCCGCGACCUCUGCCGCCGCGGCCGCCCCGCCGACGCCGAGCUCGUCCUCGGGGCCUGCGGGCCCGCGGCCACCGUCGUCACGUACAGCGCCCUGACCGAUGGGUACUGCCGGGCGGGGCGGCUCGGGGACGCGCGCCGCGUCGUGGAGGGCAUGCCCGUGCAGCCCAAUGCGUACACCUACAACCCGCUCAUCCACGCGCUCUGCAAGCGUGGCCGGGUCACGGACGCGCUCUCGGUGCUCGACGAUAUGCUUUGCCGCGGGUGCGCCCCCGACGUCGUCACCUACAACAUCCUCGUCGAGGCGACGUGCAAGGGGAGGGGGUACCGGCAGUCCAUGGAGUUGCUCGACCUGAUGCGUGCUGAGGGGUGCACGCCAAACAACGUGACGUAUAAUGUCAUCAUGGAUGGUAUGUGCACAGAAGGUGAUGUGGAUGACGCUCUCGAGCUAUUGAGAAACUUGCCCUCUUAUGGGUGCAGUCCGAAUACUGUCAACUACAACACUGUCUUGAAGGGUCUCUGUAGUGCCGAGAGAUGGGAAGAUGCCGAGGAGCUUGUAACACAGAUGCUCCAAGAGAAUUAUCCCCCGAAUGAGGCGACGUUCAAUGCGAUCAUAACUCCCUUGGGUCGAAAAGGACUGCUCCAGAAGGCAAUUGAGCUUCUAGAGAAAAUGUCAAAGCAUGGGUGCACGGCAAGUAUUGUCACCUAUAAUGCCAUCAUCAAUGGUCUCUGUGAGCAAAGGAAUGUGGAUGGUGCCUUGGGGUUACUAAGCAGCAUGAAAUCUUAUGGUUGUAAACCUGAUAUUGUCACCUAUAACACUCUACUGAAGGGAUUGUGUGGUGCAGCACGAUGGGUGGAUGCUGAAGAGUUAAUGGAUAAUAUGGCCCAAAAUGAUUGCAUCCCAGAUAAUGUCACAUUUAACACACUAAUUAGUUUCUUGUGUCAAAAAGGGUUGAUGGAGGAUGCCGUUGAAGUAUUUAAGCAAAUGCCCUACAAAGGCUGUACUCCAAAUUCUAUCACUUACAGUACAAUAAUAGGCGGGCUUGCCAAGGCUAGUAAGCUGGGUCAAGCCCUUGAGUUGUUCAAUGAGAUGGGCCACAAAGGAUUCAACCCAGAUAAAAUUUAUCAGUUAUUAUCUGAGUGUAUGAAUGAAGAGGAUAAAAUUGAGGAAGCAAUUCAGACGGUUCGCAAACUGCAAGAUUCAGGCAUAUCACCCCACACUGUGCUCUACAAUGCAAUCCUGCUAGGACUUUGUAGAAAUGGCAAAACAGAGUUUGCUAUUGAUAUCAUGGCUUACAUGGUGUCUAGUGGUUGCAUGCCUGAUGAUUUGACUUACGUCAUACUCAUUGAAGGUCUGGCACAUGAGGGCUAUUUGAAUGAGGCAAGAGAACUGCUCAACAAGUUGUGCACUAGAGAUGUUCUUGUUAACAGAUUGAUAAGGAGUGAAGCACUGUUGUUAGAUCAAAAUAUCCGUGCUUGAUUCAUGCUGAGGUCAAGGGCUUGCUCGUUCUUUUGACUUAAUUUAUGUCACAGUGAAUUAGUGAUGCAGUAGGUUAGCACUUACAUAUUGCUUCAGUUUUGUUGACAUGUUUAGUUACCCUUGUUUCAGUUGUAUUGUAGAUCAAAGAUUAGUUAUCAAUUUUCUUUAGUUAAUCAUGUAGAACGUGCUCCAAUUCUGUCAGUGUUGGCUGGUCUUAGUAGCAAGGAAAAUGUAUGGUUACAAAUCUCGUCAUGUUGGAAUGUAAAUA